Messenger RNA from Anisakis simplex (herring worm), 712 nucleotides. Lineage: Eukaryota; Metazoa; Nematoda; Chromadorea; Rhabditida; Anisakidae. The record is from the annotation of a GenBank genome assembly.
UCGCUACCGUUUGGCCGAGCCUUACGGCCGCUCAGCCACCGCUGCGGAACAGUUGCAGCUAAAAAUCGACGAGCGCUCCGGAGAGAUCACCCUUGCGGAAUCACCUGAUCGUGAGCUGCUGAUCUGGGCGCCUGAUCAGUCGGCGAUCCCAUUCACAGUCACCGCUUCGGAUGGCCGCCUAACCGCGCAACACUCUGGCCAAAUCACCAUCGUGGAUCGUAACGAUAACGCGCCGAGAUUUUUGGCUACAGCAGACCACAGCAACCACCACCACAAUACGGUGCAGCUCAAAAUCUGGGCGCCAACAACGCCUCUGGGUGGGCAGUUGGCCAGAUUGGACGCCGAGGACGCGGAUUCUGGGUGGAAUGCCCAAAUUCGCUACGAGACCGAUAGCGAAUUCUUUUGGAUUGAUCCGGAAACCGGCGUGUUGAGCUAUCAGAAGCGUUUACCGGAAGGCACCGAUCAGCUGCAGUUCCAUGUCACGGCCACGGAUGGUGGACAGCCCCCGCUAAGCACUCAGCUGAGGGUGUUGGUCGAUGUGGAACACGAGGAACAGGCUUGUGUGCGAUGGCUCGCUGGAUCGAUUCCUGCCUGGGCCUUAAGCCUUUGUAAAAUGUUUUGCGCUAAUUUUUUCGAACCUGAUUUCAGGUUCAUGACUUUCCGGCCAGGUUUAUCUACUCCGUUUCGGAAGAUACGCGUCCUGGCACUAUAA